UUCUUUUAAGCAAAAGGUUUUUCUUUCGCAUUGUAUUUGACUGCAACAACAACGUAAUGUAUUAAAGGAUUCUUGUCUUGAUUAUUCAACAAGUAUUUGACUAUUAAGAUAUAACUAAUAGGUAAUCCAACUUGUUUGUGCUUGUGAGAACUACCAUGUUUCAUGUUGUGUGCUACUGUUGUAUACCCAAUUUUCCAAACAUAAUCUCUUAUAUUGUACUGACUAGUCCUGUCUGCUUCAGAACCUGUGUUGAACAAUGUGAAAAGACAGGAAAUGUAGGAGACAUAUCUAUCCCACACUGUUUGUUUUCCUCCAGUAGUGAUGAGGCUGUUAAUAAUACAUGGUACAUGCAAGAACCACUUUACUUGCAAUGGAAACAAUUGAACUGCAAAAGUGAUUGUUGCUAUCAUUGUAUGAUCCAAAGAGAAAGUGAAAGGGAGGCACUUGGCCUCAGUCCUGUCAAGUAUCAUGGGAAAUGGCCAUUCAAGCGCAUCUUUGUCUUUCAGGAGCCUGCUUCAGCUGCCUUGUCUGCUUUCAAUCUAAUGAUGCAUUUCGUUGGAUGGCUCUCAUUCUUUGUAUUAGUAAAUUACAAGCUUCCUCUUAGGCCCCAUAGCAAGAGAACUUACUAUGAAUACACUGGGUUGUGGCAUAUCUAUGGUCUCUUAUCAAUGAAUGCCUGGUUUUGGAGUACUAUAUUCCAUACAAGAGACUUUGAAAUGACUGAGAAGCUGGAUUACUCGUCAGCUGUGGCUUUACUUGGAUACUCAUUGAUUCUAUCUUUGCUGCGAACAUUUGAUGUGAAGGAUGAGGCGACUAGAGUUAUGUUUGCUGCCCCUAUUUUGGCCUUUGUGACAACUCACAUAUUGUUUCUUAACUUCUAUCAACUUGAUUAUGGGUGGAAUAUGAAAGUUUGUGUUGUAAUGGGCAUCAUUCAACUACUCGCGUGGGCAAUCUGGGCUGGAAUGAAGCGUCACCCUCAUCGCUUCAAGCUUUGGACAGUUGUGUUUGGGGCUGCCAUUGCCAUGCUUUUGGAGAUCUAUGAUUUCUCACCAUAUGGUGGAUAUGUGGACGCCCAUGCACUGUGGCAUGCAACCACCAUUCCUCUCACCUAUUUGUGGUGGAGUUUCAUCAAGUCAGAUGCAGAAUACAGGACUGCAAUGCUUGUCAAGAAAGCCAAGUGAUAUUGAAAUUGCAAUAGAAAAUCAGGUUUUUCUACUGUACCGACAGUAAUAGAUUGAUUAGAGUUGCUUCGCAUACUCUUCACCCCAUUUUCUGCUAUUUAUUUCUCUUUUGUCAACAGAUAAAUGGGAUUUUUUUUUUUUGGGUUGAAAACUGGUGUUUUUGUAAUAGAUUUGUUUAGAUUAUUUAACGUGAAUUGUGUAAGUUUAUUUGGCUUUUUCUGUCU
Dendrobium catenatum is the source of this 1405-nucleotide messenger RNA. RefSeq names its product post-GPI attachment to proteins factor 3. Gene Ontology annotation, molecular function: hydrolase activity, acting on ester bonds. Gene Ontology annotation, biological process: GPI anchor biosynthetic process. Bases 156 to 1181 code for a protein of 341 amino acids. The record is from RefSeq and is a predicted model, not a curated record. Gene Ontology annotation, cellular component: endoplasmic reticulum membrane. NCBI's taxonomy places the organism in Eukaryota, Viridiplantae, Streptophyta, Magnoliopsida, Asparagales, Orchidaceae. The transcript is spliced from 4 exons.